This is a messenger RNA of Nothoprocta perdicaria, 938 nucleotides long. It is a transcript of the gene DNAJC22, whose product is annotated as DnaJ heat shock protein family (Hsp40) member C22. The transcript has 2 exons. The record is from RefSeq and is a predicted model, not a curated record. Lineage: Eukaryota; Metazoa; Chordata; Aves; Tinamiformes; Tinamidae. The coding region runs from base 1 to 885 and encodes 294 amino acids. Gene Ontology annotation, biological process: endocytosis. Gene Ontology annotation, cellular component: early endosome; plasma membrane.
AUGGCCAAGCGGCUGCUGGUGGCCUACGGGCUGUGGGCGCUGGGGGGACCCCUGGGGCUGCACCACGUCUACCUGGGCCGCGACAGCCACGCGCUGCUGUGGCUCGUGACGCUGGGUGGCUUCGGCGCCGGCUGGCUCUGCGACCUGCCCCAGCUGCCCGCCUGGGUGGCUGCGGCCAACGGCGCCCGGCGGCGCCAGCAGCAGCACCGUGCCGGCACCGUGCCACCCAGCAGCGCGUGGCGCUUCGCCGCACAGCUGGCGGCGGGGACCUAUGUGGGGACACUGGCGGGGCUGGCCCUGCCCUGGGCGCCGGCGGUGCCGCUGGGCGCCGCGCUGGGCGUGCAGCUCGCGGCGUCGGCGGGUGAGCAGACGGUGGCCGCGGCGCCCGUGCUGACCGCCGCCAGCGUCACCGCGCUGCUCUCGGGUGCCUGCGUGCUGCCCACGAGCCUGGCGGCUGCGGCGGCCGCGCAGCGGCACCGGCGCUACAAGGACCCGGCAGUGCCGCGGGCCGCGCUGCACGGCCGCCUGUGCCGCCUGGCGCUGGGCUACGUGGCGCUGGCCGCGCUGCUGGCGGGCGCCGUGCUGGGCCGCGCCGGCGCCGCGCUGCUGCAGCUCACCCGCAGCGUGUGUGGCAUCGCGGGCGCUGCCCUGCGCUGGGCCCGCGGCGACAACCCCGACACCCGUCUGCAGCGGGCAUACGAGGUGCUGGGCCUCUCUGCCGGCUCCUCCGCUGAGGAUGUGCACAGGAGCUACCGGGAGCUGGUCAAGAUUUGGCACCCAGACCACAACCGGCACCGUGCCGAGGAGGCCGAGCGGCGCUUCAUCGAGCUGCAGGAGGCCUACGAGGUGCUCGUGUGGCCCAGGAGGGCCGCGGCGGCCGCCUGACGCUCCGGGGGCUGUUAAGGACACAGUAUAGGGGAUCCAACACGAACUUUCCU